This is a messenger RNA of Neurospora tetraspora, 1197 nucleotides long. RefSeq lists its product as uncharacterized. Bases 1 to 1038 code for a protein of 345 amino acids. Lineage: Eukaryota; Fungi; Ascomycota; Sordariomycetes; Sordariales; Sordariaceae. The transcript is spliced from 6 exons. The record is from RefSeq and is a predicted model, not a curated record.
AUGUGGAUUAUCUCGACACUUUGUGUUGGCUUGAGAUUCUACUCCAAGACGUGGAAGCGACAAGGCUACAUCACGGCCGACUGGCUGAUCGUGGUGGCUGCGGUUUUCGCAACCGGAAUGACCGUGAUGGAGAUCUAUGGCGUGAAGGAACACGCCUUGGGAUAUCCACUGGGCGCAUCGAUCGAAGACGCCAAGGCAGUCAACGGACGUCUGAACAAGGCCAAACAUACUUUUGCUUCGAUCGAACUCUCGUUCCUGCUCCUCGGUAUCGCCACUCUCCGCUUAAUCAAGCUAUCCGUGUGCUUCCUAUUCUGGCACCUCUUCGCCCGCGUGGUGUUUCGUCGUUUCCUCAUGGUCUGGAUUGCCAUCAUUGUUGCGUGGACUCUGUCCUUUGUCCUCGGCGGCCUGCUAAAGUGCGGCUCCCAUCUCAAGGCUCUGUUCGGACUGGCGCAAGAGUAUCUGGAUCACUGCGGGAGCGCGAUUCCCACCGGAUAUGCAAUGGUGGGCAGUGAUGUUGCCACGGACUUAAUCACGCUGCUCAUCCCAAUCCCCGUGAUCUACAGCAUGAAGAUGGACAAGCGUGCCAGGUUCUUGACGCUGUUGACCUUUAUGAUCGGUGCCCUGUCUGUGGGUGCGUUCGUGGCCAAAGCCUACAUUUACAUCAAGGCAAGCUUGCGUCUGUGGACGUCCGAUGCCGUCUCCAUGCUCACCGGUCUCUCCAUCUCGAACCUGGCUGAGGUCCAUGUCGGUAUCAUUGCUGCAUGCGGCCCUACGCUGCGACCAAUCCUGGCACGCAUCAUACCAACCGAGAGUCUCAUGUCUCUCAUGUCCCUUUUGGGAGUAAGCUCAAACACGUCUAAGCAGAACGAGCUCCCCAGCUUUGUCAAGAUGCCGGAUGCCGACAGUGCCGAGCAGUUGCAGCCCGGGGCGGAGAAGGUUGGAUCCAAGGGUGCUGAUGGGCCUCAUGGAGUUCGGCAGUACGAGAUGGAAUCAUGGAACGAUGCCGAGUCUGAGAGACAUGGUCAGAACAAUGUCUGAGGAAGGGAUUUUGUGAUUAAACAGUUGUCGGGGAGAUUGAGAAAUUGGUCCGAUGAGAGGCAGCGUUCGUCUUCGUCUUUGCUUUUGAUUGAUUGGUCCUCGGGCACUGGUUUACGAGCGGAUGCCAGAUGGGGACAUGUAAAUUGGGAUGACAUGGGA